AACUCAAAGAAUCGAGAUUUUUUUGUUUCGUCCAUUCAUAAAACAUACAAAUUUGAAACUAAACCGAUUCGACAAAAAUAAAGCAAAAAUAGCAAUGCCGAUACGUCAGCUUCUAUGGCUGCUUACGGUCGUAUUGCCAUGGACAUCGUCGGAAACCGUAUAUAUGGAGCCGGGCGAUUCCAUUGACGUGAAGGCAAUUGCCUUCGAAGACAAAACGCUACGGAUCUUUUGCUACAAGGGAAAUCGAUUUUCAAUGCUGAGACUGUUUGAGACUUUGGAUUUGGAAUUGGAAAUUGAUAAAAAUGAGUUCGUGGAAUAUGGAGGACGCACAGAAGACGAGGUUUUGGACAAUUACAAAAAGAAGUUGCCCCAGAUCAGGCUUACUCUUUUAAAGAAGCGCAAAAGCGUACAGCUUUCACCGUUCGAACAAAGUUGUGUUGCGUUGGUCACCAAGGAACCGUAUAGGAUCGCCCUGAAACAGGUUCGACUGGAUAUGGGGCGAGUCGCAAAAUUCGUAUUGGGUAUCAGCAUUUUCCGCAAUGCCCACAAGCUCUCUAGAAACAGUUCCUUUUAUUAUCUGGCCACGAUCGUCCUCAACUCUUGUACUGUCGCGUUUUUGUCCCUUGUUCGUACAGUCGUGCUGCUUCCAAUGUGUCCCGUAAAGUUCGUGAAACGUGCGAGUCUUUGGUUAUUUAGUUUUUAUUUUGUCACGCACUAUUUUAAUAAUAUGCGUUUCAUCAUAUUAAUUAUAUUUAUCGGUAUCAUGUCAAUUCUACGCACUUCUCAGUAUCGACCGGUCCGGAAGCCAGCCUUGCUAUUUAUUAUCAAGUUUCUGCUGCACGCCGCCGCAGGAACACUUGUCUGCUCCAGCACUUGGCACUCCAUUGUCGCCAUAAAAUCGUUUUUCCAUUCCAUUUAAAAAAUCUUAGUUGCUGUGUUACCACCGAUUUCCAACAAAAGGACAGGUAUUCAACGAAACAAAAUAGGACGACACAUAUCACCAAUCAGCGGGACUACAAAGAUGAGGAUUCGAAAUGGACCAAAGAGCUUUUGUUUUUAUUACUUUAAAAUUUUAAAUAUUGCAUCUACCACAAUGUGCGUGUGUAUAAAAAAAAAUAAAAAAUAAAUAUGUACAUAUUUGGAAAUCGA
Molecule: messenger RNA, 1149 nt
Organism: Scaptodrosophila lebanonensis
Lineage: Eukaryota; Metazoa; Arthropoda; Insecta; Diptera; Drosophilidae
Exons: 2
Coding region: 95-919 (274 amino acids)
Cellular component (GO): nuclear envelope
Source: RefSeq, a predicted model, not a curated record